Messenger RNA from Labrus mixtus (cuckoo wrasse), 4229 nucleotides. It is a transcript of the gene lmbr1, whose product is annotated as limb development membrane protein 1. Gene Ontology annotation, molecular function: transmembrane signaling receptor activity. Lineage: Eukaryota; Metazoa; Chordata; Actinopteri; Labriformes; Labridae. The record is from RefSeq and is a predicted model, not a curated record. Bases 128 to 1606 code for a protein of 492 amino acids. Gene Ontology annotation, biological process: signal transduction. The transcript is spliced from 18 exons.
CGGUUUAUUUUGGGGCGGUUGGUUUUCCUCCUCCUCUGUCAGGACCGAGGGAGGGAGUUUGUCUCUGUUGUGAGAGCUAGCAUGUAGUCGCCUUCUUUUUUUCUUUUAGAUUUUUGCAAUAUGAAGAAUGGAAGAAGACGAUGUUUAUAUCAGAGAGCAGAAUUUCCACAGCCAAGUUCGAGAGUACAUCAUUUGCUUCCUCCUGUUUGCAGUCCUCUACAUUGUGUCCUACUGCAUCAUAACAAGAUACAAGAAGAAGAGCGACGACCAUGAAGAUGAAGAUGCUGUUGUCAAUAGAAUAUCAUUGUACUUGUGCACCUUCACCCUGGCAGUGUCGGGUGGUGCCGUCUUCCUACUGCCUUUCUCAAUCAUUAGUAACGAGAUCCUCCUCUCCUUCCCCAAAAACUAUUACAUUCAGUGGCUCAAUGGCUCCCUCAUUCACGGUUUGUGGAACCUGGUGUCACUGUUCUCCAACCUUUGCCUCUUUGUCCUGAUGCCCUUUGCCUAUUUCUUCUUGGAAUCUGAGGGAUUUGCAGGAUCAAAGAAGGGCAUUAAGGCACGUAUUUUGGAGACCUUUGUGAUGCUCUUUUUGCUGGCUCUGCUAAUCCUGGGCAUUGUGUGGGUGGCCUCAGCGCUCAUUGACAAUGAUGCAGCCAGCAUGGAGUCGCUCUAUGAUCUUUGGGAAUUUUACCUACCAUACCUCUACUCCUGCAUAUCUCUGAUGGGAGGACUGCUUUUACUCAUGUGUACUCCUGUGGGAUUGUCCAGGAUGUUCACUGUCAUGGGCCAGUUACUAGUGAAGCCAACAAUCCUGGAGGACCUGGAUGAGCAGAUUUACUGCAUCCAUUUGCAGGAGGAAGCCCUUCAGAGGAGAUUAAACGGAGCAUCUACUUACACUUACACUCGAGGAAGCUUUGCUCACCAGCUCAACAAAGAACUGGACAAUAUUAGGAAUCAGAGGAAUAAAUUAGAGAGAAGAAAGAAAGCAUCAGGUUGGGAGAAGAACUUGCUGUAUCCCAUAGUGAUGCUGAUCCUGCUCUCAGGAACGACAAUCUCUGUUCUUAUGGUGGCAUUUAAUAUCCUCUACCUUCUGGUGGAUGAGACUGCCAUGCCCAAGGGAUCCACAGAUCGAGGCAUUGGGAACACCUCUCUUUCCACAUUUGGCGUGGCUCAGGCGGCGCUAGAGAUCAUCCUCAUGUUCUACUUGAUGGUGUCCUCUGUCGUCGGCUUCUACAGCCUGCGAGUCUUUGAGAUCCUCACGCCCAGGAAGGAUGACACGACCAUGACAACGAUCAUUGGUUGCUGUGUGUCCAUCUUGGUCCUGAGUUCAGCCCUGCCGGUGAUGUCCAGAACUCUGGGUAUCACCAGGUUUGAUCUCUUGGGAGACUUUGGGAGAUUUAAUUGGCUGGGAAACUUUUACAUCGUCCUUUCAUACAACCUGCUGUUCGCCGUUGUGACAACACUCUGCCUUGUGAGGACGUUCACCUCAGCGAUAAGGGAGGAGCUUCUAAAGGCGCUUGGUCUGGAUAAAUUGCAACUGUCAAACAGCCCCACAGACCCUGAAUCCGGGAAGCUCUCGGCCAAUGGGCAUCAGAAAACUCUGUGAAAGGGACGAUAGAUCAGCACACACACACAUGCACGUCUCCACACACCUUAGCACAGCCAAAGGGAGAUUUCGACAGUACCGCCUGACUGCUGAAAGGUGAAAGGGAUUGGAAGGAACUUAAUAAACCCAGGCAGCGUCUGACGGAUGCUGCAAAUGGAGGGCCGAGAGCAAUUUAGCUUCGUGACAUUCCAUCCUCUGCGUCUGGGAUGGAGGCUGGGACAGAGCCAGGGAUGAAGCCUGGCAUCGCUGCAGUGACCUUGGUGUUGACCUCAAACAUGACUGUGACAUUAAACCACCCAUCUCUUGCUUCAGGGUGCGCUCUCCCACCCCCUCAGCUUUACUUCCUGUUUCUUUCCCGUCUCCACAGAACGAGACAGAAGCUGGUGAAAUGAUUCUCUUCCACGUCCUGCUCUCCUCUCCACGCAGCACAGACUAUUCCGUUAAGACUUGUUUUUAAACGUCCAGCUACAGUUCUGAUUGUGAACUGAGACAGGAAAGAUGAUUUGUUGAAGCUUAAAAAAUGUGGAAACAAAAAAUGCUUCAUGAAGCAUGAAAGUCAUUUAUUCACGUCUGCAAUACAACUCACUCGAUAUGCAUUAACGCCGUUGUUCCCGACCGGCCUCACACUUUAAACACUCGUGCUGUCGUCUUUCUUUUGAUUUGGCUUUACUCAAGUGCGCUUUAACUUAAUCGAUGAUGUCAUUCGAUUGUACGGAGUACGAUAAGAACUUUUUUUAGGUGCUCGAGAUUAGAGUAGAGCUACUCUCCAAAUGGGGAAACCACGAGGAAGUCAGGUCCACCUCAUGUCCACUUUUAGAAGCUGGGCUGCAGCUGGAGCUGACCCUGUGCUCCUAAACUUUAAUUAUGCACAUGGUGAGGAAAUGUCAUCACAUUUUUGCUUACCUCCCCCCCCCCCCCCCAAAAAAAAACCCCAUCUAUUUUAAAUUCCCAGGGCACUGAAGAACUGGUCAAAUGUGUGUCUUCUUGUAAAUGUUGUAUCUACAUGUAAAUAAUGUGUUUCAUACCUCUUUUGCAUUAUUUGGGUGUAAAUUAUGGGGACCCUCCUGGAGCCCUCUGAGGGUCUGACUCACUAAGCUAUCUGAAUUUUGUUGUACAUAUUUUUCGAAGUGGAAUGCAAACCUGGAAGUCUUCACAUGCAGAAUGAAUGAUUGACAAACUUUGUUAAGACUCAGUGACUCAGGCCCCGUGUGCGUGUUGUCGUGUUGCUGCAUCCUUCUUUGUCUCUAGAACCACCUUAAUGCCUUAUACGACAAGCGUCUCGCAGGCUCCAUGUUAGGGUCGUGUGUGUGUGUGUGUGUGUGUGUGUGUGUGUGUGUGUGUGUGUGUGUGUGUGUGUGUGUGUGUGUGUGUGUGUGUGUGUGUGUGUGUGUGUGUUUCCACUGUGAUCUCCCGUACACUACAAGUUCUCGUCUAAAGCCAGCUGGUCAAACAUACACAAUGAAUGUUGUCACAGUAUCUCUUACCUGGUGAGAGGAUCCGUUAUGAGACGCGUUCAUUUGCCUGAGUUAGCUAAUGCUAAUGCUGUUAAUUGUAUGGUGUAAUUGGUGUCGUGUGUUUUAAUGGGGGCUAAAGUGACGGGAACGAAAAAGGAAGUAAGGAAACUGAUGACAUUUUUAUUUGCAUUUUGAAUUUCUUAGGACAGGGACAGUUUUACUACAAAGCGUUCUGCCGUUGACUGGACUUUGUAAACAACGUGCUGCUCUCAAUCACACGUCUUUUUUUUGAAGACGUUUUCUCAGAUACCGUAAAAAUGUAAUUCCCCACUGUCUCUAAAAUAAAUGCAUAAAAGACCCAAAAAUAAACCUUUAAAAAUAUAUACAUAAAAGCACUGGUUGUGUUUGGAAAUAAUUAAAAACACGUCUCAUAUUGACGUCCCAAACAAAGGUAACGUUAUUUCAUAGACUGAAGUAAAAAAAAAAAGCCUGUGCUGUUAAUUGAAUUUUUACGGUAAACAAAUCAGAGCAGGGACUGUCUCGUAAUCAAACCGGUAACCAUCCCUAAAACACAGGACGACCGUGCUUCUAUUUUUGAAAGAUGUCAUUUCAAAGGAGAUUUUUUUUUUCACAUUAACUGGAUUUUCUUCUCUGUCAUGUUCAAUUCCAUUUGUUUUUGUUCGUUUCCUGUUUCUGCAGCUAUUUUAGUGACAUUUAAGACUGUGAAAUCUAAAGAUAGCCUCAAAGUGAUAUGGACGACCAAAAGAGGAACUUUUUAAAUUGGCUAAACUGUUGAAAGUAUCAUUUUUAGACUUUUAUCUUAAUGAGCUUAAUUAACCCCAAACAGCUUUGGUGGAUUUUUCUACCAGCUCCUUCGUACUUAGCAGGAAAAUCACACCGCUGAUAAAACUUCACAACCACACUCCCCGCAGCAGGUCCCCAGCGGCCCGUGUGGUUGUCUCCUCAGUCCGUCUCUGUGUUGGGGGGACGUUGAGAGUUGGCCUGUGCUGUAAGUGAAGCAGCUUUUUUGUCUGUCUGUCGGUCUCUGCAUGUCAUUUUUUGGUACAUGUUUUGUGAAUGUAUUUUAUUUUUUACGAUUUCUCAGUUUGCUAAAUGUACGUUUCAUUAUUUCUGAUGUUUUGUGUGUUCGCAAAUAAAAGUAGAGAAAC